Molecule: messenger RNA, 1002 nt
Organism: Ylistrum balloti
Lineage: Eukaryota; Metazoa; Mollusca; Bivalvia; Pectinida; Pectinidae
Product: beta-1,3-galactosyltransferase 1-like
Exons: 1
Coding region: 22-1002 (326 amino acids)
Cellular component (GO): membrane
Molecular function (GO): UDP-glycosyltransferase activity; hexosyltransferase activity
Source: RefSeq, a predicted model, not a curated record
UUUACACCUGAUGGCUAUCCCAUGUAUGUAAACAUGAGUGACAUCGUAAGACAAUAUGAAAUGAGAGGCUACGCUGCUCAACAACCUAUCAACUCUUUCAAUUAUAAAUAUAACAUCAACCCCACUCAUACAUGUGACCAAUCGGAUAAAAUAAAAUUGCUGUUCAUAGUAAAGAGUAGCCCGAAACACAAUGACAGGCGAAUAAAAAUUCGUGAAACUUGGGCUAACAGGAAACGAUUUCCAGCGAUAAGGACUGUUUUCUCAAUUGGAAUUCCAGGAAGUGGGACAACAUUAUUAGAUUUACAGGACGAAUCAGUUACAUAUAAAGAUAUACUCCAAGUGCAUUAUCUUGAUAACUAUUACAACCUUACCCUGAAGACAAUUACUGGAUUAAAAUGGGCAGUGACUAACUGUGAACGUGUCCCAUAUGUGUUAUCCGUAGACGACGACAUGUAUGUUGCAACCGAUUUGCUGCUUAAUUUUCUCUAUAGACCAAAUGUACGCAAAAUAAAUGCUCUCUUCUCUGGUCAUCUUUUGGUCAAUACAAAGCCCAUUCGUAGCGAUCAUUCUAAAUGGUUUUUGGAGAAGUCUGAAUACCCCUUUCAGAACUAUCCGAAUUAUAUAUUCGGAGGAUUUGUUAUUAUGUCAAUGUCUACAGUGAAAUCAUUUACCAUAGCAGCACAGUAUACCAAGUUAUUGAAAUUUGAGGAUGUGUAUUUGGGGAUUUUAGCAGCUAAACUUGGAAUAGAAGCCACUAAUAAUGGGUAUGUUAACUCUAUGAAAACAUUCACCUCUUCGGAAUCAUUUAAAACACUCAUUGCCUCCCAUUUUUACAGCGAUCCAAAAGAAUUACAAAGAGCAUGGGAUUGCCAUUUAAGUACAGUUGACGAUGACGAUGACAAAGCCAUUUUCUGUGAUUUUAUCGGUGAUCGUCUACGCAAAAUACAAUAUGAAAUUAAUAGCAUAGUUGGAUGGCUUGAAACCGUUAAAUCUCGGUCAUAG